Molecule: messenger RNA, 1889 nt
Organism: Osmia lignaria (orchard mason bee)
Lineage: Eukaryota; Metazoa; Arthropoda; Insecta; Hymenoptera; Megachilidae
Source: RefSeq, a predicted model, not a curated record
CGAUUUAACUGAACGCGUCGCGACGCCUCCUCUCAUCGACACCCGUCGAUCUUUCCUUCCCCAAUCGAUCUCUGCCAUCGUGGAUAGGACGUCGAAACUUCUAACGUGAGAUUUCUUGGGGAUGUAUCAACUCGAAGAGUGAAUUUUGGUACACGAUUGGUAAAAAUAUUAGAAAAGGAUAAUAUCAAUGUUUCAGAUGCGUGCUUGAUUAAAAAAGAAUGAAAAUUUUUGAACAUCUGCGUGCGAACGCGCCUCGUCAUCGCCGAAACAGUUGACUGUUUUAAACCGACGAUUAAACAAGGGGAAAAGAAAUAACAAAACAUUAGCUAAUCGCGACAGGAACGACACGCGAGCGUACCGUGAUCGCAGGCGUUAAGUCGAAAUUAAUUAAAACGAGCGUCGAACCUUCAAGAAUUUUAAUCAACGAAAGAAGCACGUUUGGUAGACGAAGCUCGUAAGAAGAAUGUCUUCGAACACGACCACCACCACGACCGUGUUACUGAAGAAGAGGGAAAGGACACAGAAUUGGGUCCCAGAGGAGAAGAACGCUUUGUUCUCGUUGAUCAAAAGCCACGUUAACGCGAUCGAGAACAAGAAAAUCGAUGCCGCGGCAUCGGCUAUGAAAACUCUAGCCUGGCAACAGAUUUAUUGCGCUUUUCGUGGCAGAUUUUCCACCGACCGAGAUAUCACCAGGAUGAGGGAACAAUGGAGAAGGAUGAAAGCACAAGCCAGAAUGGAGAUGUACACGUUUGCGGAGAAGGUGAAGAGUCUGGGCCCCGAAGAGGCUGCCAAAUGUCGUCCAUCGAAUCUCUCGAUCGAGGUGUGGAGAUUAAUGGAAAAUGCGAGGAAAAACGAAGGAGACGGCGAUCGUUCGGACGAGAACAGCCAAGAAGACCCGGACAACCCGAUGAAUCUGCAGACGAUCCUUGACAAACUAACAGCAUCCGCGCCGGAAGUGAUGGUCAAUGAAAUUAAAGUCGAGGCGGAUAGCGACGACGACUACAACACGGAAGAAGAGGCCAGGACAGAAAUUUUCACAAAAAAGUCGAACACGAGGAAAAAACGACCACGGAUAUCCGAGGACGAACCAAUGGAUCUGGCUGAACAGAGGGUACAUUCUGCGGAUGCCAAUGCUCGACAAUUUGAUAAUGAAGAGAGUACGUCAUUCUCCAAUACGAAGGAAAGAAACGAUCGGAUCAAUAAUGAUCAAGAUGAAUCUACUCAAAGAGCGAUAUGGAUGGUGGAGCUGGCUCAAAGGGAACACGAGCUCAAAUUGAGAAUGUUAAACAUCGAAUUGGAACGUGCGGAGCUGCAAAAGCAGACAGCAAUUAACGAAUUGAAAACUUCGGAAAUUAAAAGGCAAUUGAUCGAGAAUCAAGCAGCUGAAUAUUACAGGUCAUAUUCUCGUUCGUUCUGAUAAUGAAUAUAUUAUACAUGUCAUCAGUUUGAAUUUUUGGAAUAUUGGAUUACUUAAAAAAUUUCAAUUUCCCAAAUUCGGGGUAAAACUUGAAUUAAUAUUGCCGCCAAACUAGCGCCAGGGACGGACGGUUUGCGAACCAUCUGCCGGAAUAAGUAAUAGGAACGUGUCGUUCUACUAGUAGUGUAUGGUUUCUAUUGGAAUCCUCAGAAACUACUGUACUUUGAAUUUUCUACGUAGAGAACAAUGCAACGAGCUAUCGCUACGUUUUCUCGGAGUAUGGCUUCGCUGAGUUUAAUUCGGCAUCAGCUAUUGCACGGUUUUAGGACAAGGCACAACCAAGUGAGAAUGGUUGGUGAACGUGGAUCAGGUGCUGGCCACGGCGGAGGCGGUGGUGGUGCUAUUCGAGAGGCUGGAGGUGCUUUUGGAAAAAUGGAAGCUGCCCAUGAAGAUCAAUAUUUUUACAAUCAAG